This is a messenger RNA of Anopheles aquasalis, 791 nucleotides long. RefSeq lists its product as uncharacterized. The record is from RefSeq and is a predicted model, not a curated record. NCBI's taxonomy places the organism in Eukaryota, Metazoa, Arthropoda, Insecta, Diptera, Culicidae.
UCUUCCGAGAAGGUAUAGCAGUGCUAAUAACGUAACGAACAUGGCCAAGGGCUUGUUACUGGCAGUGGUGGUGGGUUGUUUGUGCAUUUGUGGUCUGUUGGAAGCUGCCCCACAGUUUGGGCAGAUGGUGGAAAUCGGAACGGAGAUCGAUUCCAUCCCGGUUACCACCGAAGAACCGUCUACGACGACGGAUCCGUACGCGAAACUUGCUGCGGCCUACACCUUCAAAACUCCUACGCAGGGCAAGAUCUCGUAUUCGGCCGGUGUGCACCGGUUCGAGAUCGGACCGAACGAGGAUCCGGAAAAGCGUUUGUUGCAGGAGUACCGUGACAAGUUUGAGCUGCGACUGCCAUCGACCACCACCAGAUACCCGAAGGGCCCACCAUGUAUUUACUGUUGAUCAGGAAGAACGGAUAAUGACAGUCAAUGCAAUUUCUAUUGCAAAACGGUAUUCUGUAAAACGCUUGGAAGAAAUAAAAGUUUUAGCCUUGCGAAGCUCUAGCAUCACAACGGAUCUUUGUGGAUGAAUCAUGACAACCAGGGAAUGGUAAUCACACGCUGUCGAACGACCGGGAAUCCCAGGCGAUCCAGUUGGAUUGAUUGUGGCACAACAAACAAGCAGAAGCCAAGUGGAAGGUUAUCGCCAACCAUUUGCAGCUGAUGUCGUUUGCCGUUCGCUUUGCGCGUCGUCGUGGAGCUUCGCAAAUCUCGUGCUCGUGCUCAAUAAGUUGCAAACGAACUCACUAGCACUAGAGUGAUUUGUAGUAAAUCAUUUUAAAUUUGCAAUCACA